Pocillopora meandrina is the source of this 2446-nucleotide messenger RNA. The record is from the annotation of a GenBank genome assembly. NCBI's taxonomy places the organism in Eukaryota, Metazoa, Cnidaria, Anthozoa, Scleractinia, Pocilloporidae.
AUGUUUCUUCUUGUAAACACACCUGAGGUGUCAUUAAUGAAUGACACCGCUGUCUGGCUUGUAAUUCAAGCUGCAAACAUGGCAGAGGGAGGAAAGAGACAGCCAUCUUCUGUCAGCUUUUGUUCUGCCAAGAAAACAGUUCAUGUUCAUUGUUGCUGCAGUUCCUGCAGUGGAAAACCUGUGAAUUACCGAACUCAAAUAUCCCACUUAGAAUUUGAGAGGAAUUUGGAAGCCUCCAAUGCAGUCAGUGUAGCAGGUAAUUUGCUCAAAUUAUGAACUUGUUUUUUAUAUUCACUUUUGUCGAACUGUGGUCAUUUCGCCUGGAACUGUUUCGCCCCUAAAAGAUGAUUCGCCCGGAAUAAAGGUCGGUUCCAAGCACACCAAACAUAUAACCUGCCAAGACUUAACUUCCAAAGAUGUAUUUGUCGUUCUUCACAUCCGCUGCCAAUUCAAUGCAAAACAAGCUUAAAGUGGCAGGCAAGACAAUAUGUAAUUUCUCGUUCUAAACAUCCACUAUCGGGCGAAUCAACUUUCAGUCCACGCGAAACAGUUCCAAAAACACGUGUUUUAUUUCCAGGCUUUAUAGUUUCACGUUUCCCGGGAGCAUUGUUUAAACUGUGUAUUGUGAUGAUCAUGUUUGGAUUUUUUUUUCGAGGAGAAUUGAGUUCAAUGUAGAAAUGUCAUAGUGAGAUUGUUGCAAACAUAAACAAUUGCAGUUCCUCGAGUUCCUGAUGAUAAUUCUCAGUAUAAACUUAUUUUUUAUUUUAAACUUGGUUUUAAAAAAGCAACAUAAAUGCAUUAAUUUUUUUACAGAUUACCAAUUCACUGGUUUGCAAGAGGAAACAGUAAGUUUGCAGUGUGGUACCUCAACCAAUCUGGCCACUGAAGAAGUAGAAGAUGAAGAUGCAACUGAAAACUUUGAACAAAUUUGUUCUCCUCAACAUCAAAACCUUUCUGAUGUUGAGGAUGUGGACCCCCCAAUGGACUUUGAAGGUGUGGAUGAUAUAGGAGAUGAUGGUAAUGGCAUAAAUGGGGAUGACAAUGGAGGAACUGCUCCUGGUACUGAAGAUCAGAAAUUAAAGUAUGCCAUUGUGAAGUGCAUAUUUGAAGCAAUUGAACUUAGUGUAAGAACAGGUUCUUCAUUACGCACUGUAGAAGACCUUCUUUGCUAUGCUCGCCGUAUGUAUUGCAGAGGAAAAGAAAUAGAUGAAGAAGACCACACAAUGAAAAUAAGAUGGCCCAAGGACUGGGAACAAGCCAAAAAAUUUCUUGAUGAUGUAGGGUAUGAAGAUGCUAAAGAAUAUUUUAUUUGCUUGAGUGGAGCACAUAAAAACCACUGGGACAUUAUGGAGUCUGCAACUGAAAAGUGCUGCUUUUGUGGAGAAGCAGGAACUAUAAAGUAUUAUUAUCUUGGGUUACGUAGCAAAGUUAAGUUAUGGGUUGCAGAUCAGCAGAUGUGUGAAAAGAUGACGGCCCAUUGGGUGGAAAAAGAACACUGGAUAAAUGGAGGUAAUGAUGGAUGGAGCAUUAAAAAGGAGGUACGGGAUGGUACAAGAUUUUCUGAGUUGGCUUGGUUUUGGAAUCCUGAUGAAACAUGGUGUUUGCCUGCAAGAUGUGUCAGACAGGGUUGCAAAAAUAUCAUCAGUGCACAGGAAAUAUCGCAAGCCCCUACAAAGGCUGAUGGAAGUAGAGAAUUGUUUUGCGUCAGUUGCUGCACCAGAUUUGAUCAUCACCCUAAGUAUGUCAGUGGUGAUCCCAGGAAUAUAGCAUACAUUGGUAAGAUAAUUGGUUUAUACACUAGUAAGCAUAAAAAUGUUAUGUCUGUAAGUAUAUGGUUGGUUUGAAGGGGAUCACAUUAAUAGUGUAAAAUAGAUGUUUCCUGCUUGAAACUUAUGCUUUCAGUAGUUUUAAUGGGUCUUAGGAUGUUCCUAGAUUUAUUUUGACUUCCUUCCCUGAUUUCUUCCCUUUAUUCCCUUUAUGCCAAAAUCAAAGUAGUCUACUAGAAGAAUUACUUUGGGGAGGAGAAUCUCUGUUGUGAUAUUAUUCCUCAGUACCCUCUUUCAAAAAUAUAUAAUUGAGAUAUCUGUGUUUCUCCUUUAAUACUGUUGUAAGUUGAACAAUAAUAUUAUUCUAGUUUUUAAAUAAGUACUAGUUUAAUUAAAAAUAACAAUACAAACUUUUUUGAAUUUUCAGGCCACCGGGAUGGCUUCCAACCAUUUGGAAGCAGAACACGUAGUACUGGUAAGGUAGUACCCUAACAUCAUUGACUGUUAAUGAAACGAGAUUUACUUAUUAAAGGAUUCCAGCAGAUUGCAACAACGCAAUCUUUUGUUGGUUGUCCAUGCGCCAUGUAUACACUGCCUCAUUGAAACUUUGCUAUGCUUUAAAAGGUGCAAUAGAGGACGUAGACGUGGACGUGGACGUGGACGUGGUCGCUCGUUGGUGA